CAUAAGAUAAAAUUUUGUUUCUUUAAGAUUCCUUGUCUGACAGCGUUCUUCUAGUGUCUGAAAAAUUCAAAGUUAAUGUGCAUAAGUACGAGCUAGUGAAGAAGAAGAAGAAGAAGAAGACUAACUAACAACAAUGGAAGGAACUUGUUUUCUCCGUGGGCAACCACCUCUCACAACAAUACCCUCUAUUCCCAGCAAAAAAGGAUUUCUUCUCCAAAGAUGGAAGACCAAUCGGAGAGUCAGGUUUUCAGGUUUAAAGAAUCACUCGGUUUCUGGAAAGUCCAGGUCUUUCGAUCUUAGCCUCAGGGCUUCAGGUCCUAUAAGAGCAAGCUCUGCAGUAACAGAAGCAAGCCCUAUGAACGUAAAUUCCAAAGAAGAAGACACUGUCUUUGUAGCCGGUGCAACUGGUAAAGUUGGUUCUAGAACUGUGAGAGAACUACUGAAGCUCGGAUUUCGGGUUAGAGCUGGAGUUCGAAGUGCUCAGAGAGCAGGAAGUCUAGUGCAAAGUGUUAAGGGAAUGAAGCUCCAGAACACUGAUGAAGGAACUCAACCUGUAGAAAAGCUUGAAAUUGUGGAAUGUGACUUGGAGAAAAAAGAUUCAAUAAAGCCUGCAUUGGGAAAAGCAUCGGUGGUUAUAUGCUGUAUCGGUGCUAGCGAGAAAGAGAUCUCUGAUAUUACCGGCCCUUACAGGAUUGAUUACCUAGCCACCAAAAACCUUGUUGAUGCUGCAAAAUCUGCAAAAGUUAAUAACUUCAUUUUGGUGACAUCCUUGGGGACAAAUAAAUUUGGAUUUCCCGCUGCUAUUCUCAACCUAUUCUGGGGAGUUCUUUGCUGGAAGAGAAAAGCUGAAGAAGCAUUGAUUGAAAGUGGUCUCAAUUACGCAAUAGUUAGGCCUGGAGGAAUGGAGAGGCCCACAGAUGCAUACAAAGAAACUCAUAAUCUAACUCUUUCUCUAGACGAUACAUUGUUUGGUGGUCAGGUCUCAAAUCUCCAGGUUGCAGAAUUGCUCGCUUGUAUGGCAAAGAAUCCUCGACUUUCUUGCUCCAAGAUUGUGGAAGUGGUUGCUGAAACAACUGCUCCAUUAACUUCAAUGGAAAAGCUUCUUGAAAAGAUUCCUUCCAAACGUCCUUAUGUGCCUCCACCAAAGGAAUCAGUUGCAGCCAAAGAGGUCAAACCAGUCCCUACUAAGCCUGUCACUCAAGAGCCAACAGCUCCCAAGGAGGAUGAAGCACCUCCAAAAGAAAAAGAUGUGAAACCUAGGCCACUGUCUCCUUAUGCGGCCUAUGAAGACUUGAAACCUCCAACAUCUCCUAUUCCAAGUUCGACCACAUCACUCGGGUCUGCCAAAUCGAAGGAGGUAGAUGCCACUCAGGUUCCUGUUGAGGCCAAUGUAGUGCCAGAUAGUAUCUCAAAUGUCCUAGUAGAAGAAGUAAAGCAAGCUGUAGAAGAGGAAGAAGUAAAGCAAGCUGUAGAAGAAGAAGAAGUAAAGCAAACUGAGGAAAAGAAAGAGAGGCCCCUUUCCCCGUAUGCCUGCUACGAAGACUUGAAACCUCCAACAUCUCCUAUUCCAAGUUCGACCACAUCACUCGGUACUGCCAAAUCUAAGGAGGUAGAUGCCACUCAGGUUCCUGUGGAGGCCAAAGUAGUGCCAGAUAGUAUCUCAAAUGUCCCAGUAGAAGAAGAAGAAGAAGAAGAAGAAGAAGAAGAAGUAAAGAAAGCUGUAGAAGAAGAAGUUAAGCAAGCUGAGGAAGAGAAACAGAGGCCUCUUUCCCCUUAUGCCUGCUAUGAAAAUCUGAAACCACCUUCGUCACCCUGUCCUAAAGCUUCGGGUACCAGAAAAACUGAUUCUUUGUUGCCUGGUCUAGCCGAUUCUGAUACUGAUAAAAGCUCAACAGUUGCACCAAGUGUCACUGAGACAGCAGUUGCACCAAGUGUCACUGAGACAGCAGUGGCAACAAGUCCCCCUGAGACAGCAGUUGCGACAAGUCCCCCUGAGACAGCAGUUGCGAAAAGUGCCCCUGAGACAGCAUUUGCGACAAGUUCCCCUGAGACAGCAGUUGCAACAAGUGUUACCGAGACAGAAACACCAGCCACACCAAGAAUGAGGCCUCUUUCUCCUUAUGCAGUCUACGAUGACCUGAAACCACCAACCUCACCAACUCCUGCAUCAACCGGUCCCAAGAAAGCAGCAUCUGAGAUAACAGCAGCUGCAGAAGACAACUCGGAGUUGCCUGGAGGCAAUAAUGAUGUGUUGGAAACAGUUGAUGGAAGUGUGAACACUACUCCAUCUUCUUCUGCACCGGAAGCAGUACCUGUUGUUAGCAAUGUAGACACUUCCCUUGCUUCAGGAGACAAUCCAGCUCAGCCAAAGCCAAGACCUUUAUCACCUUACACAAUGUACGAGGACAUGAAGCCUCCAACUUCACCACUUCCAUCUCCAGUCAUCAAUCAUUAGUUAUGUGAAACGAGAAUUGGCCUCUUAAAUCCUGGAGAUUCUUCUUGUUGUUGUUUAUUACAGAUUCUAAACAGUGAGUGAGAGAGAGAUGGGGCAAUUCAGUUUUGCAGGUAUGAAUCAGUGAGCUUAUUUGUAGAGUAAUACAAUAUGCCUUAUGAGUUCUACUUUUAUUUCUCCUGUCCAACUAUCAUAUGUGGUAACCCAUUUGUUUCCUUUUCUCAUAUAUUAUAUGACCCAAAUUUCUCAACGUUA
Messenger RNA from Camelina sativa (false flax), 2707 nucleotides. Its product is annotated as protein TIC 62, chloroplastic. NCBI's taxonomy places the organism in Eukaryota, Viridiplantae, Streptophyta, Magnoliopsida, Brassicales, Brassicaceae. The record is from RefSeq and is a predicted model, not a curated record.